CUUUUUACAUUCUUGAGCACAUCGCUUCGGUUUACAGCGAUUAGCAUCUACAAUGGCGAUACGUGUAAUUUUGUCGGUCAUGGUGGGAGUGUUGGGUAUAGAAUGAGCGCGUCACAAAAAAAUGAUUUUCGGUUUCUCUUUUCGGUGCCGUCGUCACUGGACACGUGCACCAUCGAUAAUUCCGCUACGAUGAUUCGCUCAGGCUAGAUAACUCCACCAUGGCCAAGAAGGCAGCUAAUAGUAAUACUAGCGAAAAGAAAUCCAGCAGUAAGAAAGGAGAGGAUAAGAAGGGGAAAUCGAAGGAAGAAGUAGAGGAGAAGCCCAAGGGAAAGAGCGCUCUCAAGGCAGCUACUGCUGUCAAUGUACGCCACAUUCUAUGUGAGAAGUAUUCCAAGGCCACUGAGGCCCUUGCGAAAAUACAAGAGGGCGUCGCUUUCAACAAAGUCGCUCAAGAAUACUCUGAAGAUAAAGCAAAAGCCGGCGGCAGUUUGGGAUGGAUGACAAGGGGGAGCAUGGUGGGUCCGUUCCAGGAUGCAGCCUUCGCUUUAGCACCGUCAACAGUCGACAAGCCCGUCGUCUCCUCUCUCGUGAAAACCAACUUUGGGUAUCACAUAAUAAUGGUCGAAGGCAGGCGAUGAGAUUUCGCCGGUACCGAUGAGAGCUAUGGAUGGGCCUUAUCGUAAAGACAUUCUACAAUAUAUCCCGCAGAAGUACCAAAUGGAAUACCAAUACA
Molecule: messenger RNA, 733 nt
Organism: Desarmillaria tabescens
Lineage: Eukaryota; Fungi; Basidiomycota; Agaricomycetes; Agaricales; Physalacriaceae
Exons: 5
Coding region: 219-638 (139 amino acids)
Biological process (GO): rRNA processing
Cellular component (GO): nucleus
Molecular function (GO): peptidyl-prolyl cis-trans isomerase activity; DNA binding
Source: RefSeq, a predicted model, not a curated record